Molecule: messenger RNA, 523 nt
Organism: Pistacia vera
Lineage: Eukaryota; Viridiplantae; Streptophyta; Magnoliopsida; Sapindales; Anacardiaceae
Exons: 1
Coding region: 124-330 (68 amino acids)
Source: RefSeq, a predicted model, not a curated record
ACCUUAUGGACCUGGACCAAUAAUGUUGAAGCCUUCUUUAUAUGCCAGCUGCUAUAUUAUUCUUCAAGAGUUGAAGCUAGAUGCUCAACUGAGAAGUGAGACGGUUUCUUGGUGAAGUUUAGGAUGCAUGAUUGGGCUGCUCCGCUCAUAGCUGCGGCUCUGUUUGCGUUUCUGGCACCGGGGUUGGUGUUGCAAAUCCCUGGAAAGAAUCGACCUAUGGAUUUUUUCAACAUGAAGACUAGUUUGGCUGCCAUGUUUGUGCAUACCGUUCUCUAUGGUUUGUUUCUUAUUUUAUUUUUUAUUGUUCUUCAUGUCCACCUCUAUGCCUAGGGAGCUGAGAGGGUCUCCGAAAGUAGAGCAAAUUAAGGCAUACACCUUCUUGGCUCACUCGCAAUUUUCUUAUUUCAAUUUGUUGUCUUCCAGUUACUACCGCUGUUCAAUAUAACCUAAGCUUGCAUAAAGACUGAUUUUUGCGUUCAUCAAAAGAUUUAUAGUUGCUAUGCACUUCCAAGUUCCAAGUUCA